Molecule: messenger RNA, 1048 nt
Organism: Amphimedon queenslandica
Lineage: Eukaryota; Metazoa; Porifera; Demospongiae; Haplosclerida; Niphatidae
Product: protein arginine N-methyltransferase 7-like
Exons: 10
Biological process (GO): peptidyl-arginine methylation
Molecular function (GO): protein-arginine N-methyltransferase activity
Source: RefSeq, a predicted model, not a curated record
UUAUUAUUAUUAUCAUUAGGUUUGAUUUUUCUGAUCCUAAUCUACCCAAGAAGAGGGUUUUCCCCUUCGUAUCAGUCACACCCACUCAUACAGGUGUUCUUCAUUCUAUUGCUGUGUACUGGAGUAUCAGUAUGCCCCAGGGGGUGGAGCUUAGCAUGUCGCCAUGGCAACAAGAUCAUCAAUGGCGUGAUCAUUGGUUGCCUUGUGUUCAGAUAUUAAGUGAUCCAAUCAACAUUAAUAAAGGUGAAGUCGUGAAUAUUCAAUUAGUUAAUGAUGAGUUUACACUAUGGACUGUCAUUGAAAACAAUAUUAAUUUCUCUCCCCAUUCUCCUCCAUUGUGUUCCUGUGGAGUCCACAUGUCCUUCAGUAGAGGAAGACUAAGAAUGAUUAAUGAUAAGGAGAGGAAUGAAAGGAUCAACCAAUCACUGGGAGAGCUGUUAGUUGGUAAAUCUACUGUUCUUUGUGUUGGUGAUGGUUCAUUUCUUCCAUUAUUUUGUGCUAAUUAUAAAUCAGUUAAAAAGAUAUUCUCAGUUGAGAGCAAUCAUCACUCCUUCAGUACAAUGGAACAAAUCAUAUCUUGUUCCUCACUCUCAGACUCCAUUAGUUUAUUGUCUGUUGAUCCUAAUGACAUCACGCCCACUCACUUAAUUGGACACUCUAUUGAUGUCCUGUUAGCUGAACCAUUCUUUGUUUCCAUGACGUUGCCAUGGCACUCUCUUUACUUCUGGUAUGUACGGACUGCACUAGAUCCUCUUCUGUCGACUGAUUGCGCAAUAACCCCAGGCUCCGCCCACUUAAUGGGAAUAGCCGUUAAAUUUGAAAACCUUCAUCUAUUAAAACAUUCUCUUGGAAAAGUUGAAGAAUUUUACUUAACCCCAUAUGAUGAUGCAGUAAUGGAAAGUAUUCCUGAUAUUAAUAAGUCCUUGCCCCCUGAGGAUUAUUCACUGUGGGAAUAUCCCUCCUACCCCCUCAGCGGGGUCCAGACACUAAUGAAAUUUGACUUUACAUCACCGGUUCCAAAAGACACAAUAUUGAGAGAGAAAGGAAG